AACUAAUGUUAGGUUUUGUGGUUGUUCAUUUGCGUCCAAGUCAACGGGCUUUCGUCUUGGUUGACAAGAGUAAGUAGAGAAGCAGUCAGUGUUGACGGGAUGUAGUUUUAAUUGUCUGGAAGUAGGAAGAAGGCAUUAUACUUGGUAAUUGAAUGUAAAGGAAAGUGUUUUGCAUUUUUCGAGUUCUGGAAUUGCCCAACAAGGCAAGACAUUUUCAAGGCCAGGUUGAGAAUCAUGCUGAAGGAUAAUUCCCCAUCGUUGGAUACCUGAAUGUAAUGACUGUCUUUUUGGCAUUUUCUUUUCACUGUUCUAAAAGAUUACUGACUGUCAGCUAGGAAAAGAUGUUGAAUUUGCACAAGAAUGUUAAAUGCCCCAAUUUAUCGAAAUGAUUACCUGACGGCGGAUGUUAAAUUGGUUUUGAAAUGAUUGAUUGACAAAACAAAUGUGCUGGAAACAAACUGGCAAUAAACAUGAAUUGUAGUGCAAUCUAUUUUAUUUUUGCUGCGUUAUUGUGUUUUGUACCGGUAUUCGCUGUCGAAUAUUUCUCUGUAAGGGAAGAGCAAAAAGCUGGGACAUUCGUUGGGAAUAUUACCACAAGGAAUAGUUUCAAAUAUUAUUUUGGAGGGCAAGUUGAUUACUUUCAGAUAAACCCAAACUAUGGCUCUAUUUCAACAAGUGCUAAAAUCGACCGUGAAACUUUAGGAGCAGAUGAAUUAAGAUAUGUUGUUUUAAGCUCAGCUCCUGUUUAUGCCACGGAAGUUGUGAUCAGGGUCAUAGACAUAAAUGACAAUGCUCCUAAAUUCAAAAUUCCAGUUGUCAACUUGAAAAUUGCUGAAUCUGUUGAAGCUGGUUCAUUAAUUCCAAUUGACAGUGCAUUUGACCCUGAUGCUGGCUCAAAUAGUGUCUUGAACUAUUCAAUUUUAAAUGGCAAUGAACUGAACAUAUUUGGUGUUGAAGUGAUUUUAAACUUGCUUCAUUUGAAACUGAAACAGAAGCUGGACAGGGAAGUAGAAGAUUCAUAUUAUCUUAAUAUUUCUGCAGCUGAUAAUGGGGUGCCUAGUUUAAUUGGACAUGUUGGAAUUAAUAUUACAGUUGAGGAUAUAAAUGAUAACACACCAUUAUUCAAUCCUACCUCUUACAAAGCUGAAAUAUUUGAAAAUGCAACAGUUGGUACAACUCUGCUCCAGUUAAGAGCAACAGAUCAGGACACAGGAACCAAUGGGCAGAUCAAAUACUCAUUGCAAGAUGCAAGCAUGUUUUUGGUGGGUAGAGAAACAGGCAUAAUAUCUCUCAAGGGUAUACUUGAUUAUGAGACUACAAAAUCAUACACAUUGAAGGUCAAAGCUUCUGAUGGAGGGAAUCCAGCAUUUACUGCUGUUGCCACUGUGGCAGUUGCUGUAAAAGAUGUUAAUGACAACCAUCCUAUAAUAAGCUCAAACCAAAGAAAAAAUAUCACCCUUGUUGAAAAUUUUAAUCACGAUAAUUUCUUCUUCAUAGAACUUUCUGAUAAAGAUUUUGGGCCAGUUCUAUUAUCAAUAGUCUCUGGAGAUAUCAACAACAAGUUUAAAAUAACAUCAGCUGGAAACGGUUACCGUUUUCUUUCAACAAAUACUCAACUUGACAGGGAAAAACAAAGUAGCUUUUCUCUGUUACUCAGGGCAACAGAUUCUGGCAAUCCAUCUUUACAUUCAGAUUUUGUUCUUGUUAUCAAUGUUGGAGACACUAAUGAUAACCAUCCCACUUUCGAGAGAAGUACAUAUACAUCUAGAAUCAAGGAGGGUUGUCCUUCUGGUACCUAUGUUGGUUAUGUGAGAGCAACUGAUUUGGACACAGAUAUAAGAUCUCAAGUAAGAUAUUCCAUCUCCAAUGGCAACUAUAGACACUGGUUCAAAAUAUCUGAUUUAACAGGCCUAAUCACUACCACUACAGAUGUCAUUGACUUUGAAAUUUUAAAAGAGCCUUUUAUUCUUUUAACCAUAACAGCCAGUGACCUUGGAACACCUGCCCUUAAAACAAACACAACUUUUAAUGUUACUAUUGAAAGUACAAAUGAUAAUUCCCCUGUUUUCAAUCAGUCAUUUUAUGCCAUAUCAAUUAACGAAACUGCACAAAUACACACAGUUGUCCUUAAAGUUGCUGCAAAGGAUCUGGAUCUUGGAAAAGAUGGGAAAAUAUUCUAUGAAUUUGUGUAUCCAUCUGCUUCAGUUAAGAAAUACUUUGAUAUUAACCGGUUAUCUGGGGAAAUUGUUCUUUUACACAAGCUGGAGUAUUCAUUAGAGAACACAUUCUCAUUUUAUGUCCAGGCCACAGAUGAAGGUAUUCCGUCUAGGUAUGGUAAAACUGAAGUUAGGAUCAAUGUUGCUGAUACAGAUAACCAUGCACCAGUUUUUGCAAUGAGGCAACUCUAUUUAAAUGUUCUUGCUUCAAAAUCUCAUGGAUACAUUGACACGCUGACUGCAGUGGACCUUGAUUCUGGUGUCUUUGGACAAAUACAAUACAGCAUUGUAGCAGGUAGCUGUUGCAGUUUCUUUGUGAUUGAUCCACUAACUGGUGUUUUGAAUUCUACAAUGCUUUUGGCUACUGGAAGUAAAUAUGAUUUCAGUGUUAAUGCUGUAAGCAAUGGACAAUCUGCAACAGUCUCUGUUAAACUGAAUGUGUUACAAAAUUUUUCUUUGAAUCCAACUUUUGAGCGAGAUCACUUUUCAUUUAACGUUGAUGAAAAUGUAAUUGGGAAGUAUGUUGGGAAGGUGACAUUGGCACGUUCUGAACAGUUGCAGAUCAACUAUUAUAUUAUUGCUGGAAACAGAUUUGAUGUUUUUAGAAUCAAUAAAAAUGGAGAAAUAUUUACUAAAAAAGCUAUUGACAGGGAAAAAAUGACCAAAUCUGAACUAAUUAUUGGUGUGUGGACAAAUGAAUCAAAUUUCCAUACAGCAAAAACUGAAGUGACAAUUUGGGUUAAUGAUCUGAAUGACAAUGCACCAAUUUUAUCAAAACAGGUUUUAAGGGACUACACUGUUAAUGAAAAUGCCAGAAUUGGAAGUGAAAUUUUUGAUUUAAAUGCUGUUGAUUAUGACACAGGUGCUAAUGGAGUUGUGAGGUAUUCAAUCAUUGAGCCAUCUGAUGGUAUAUUUGAAAUCGAUCAAUCAACUGGAGCUGUUUACUUGACUAAGAAUUUGAUGAACAGAAAAAACCCUGAAAAGUUUGUGCUUACCAUCCAGGUUUCAGAUAUGGGAACACCAAAGCAGGUUCGAAAUGCAAAAUUUACAAUAAGGCUUGUUGACCUUAACAACCACAUUCCUGUGCUAUCAGCGUCAUAUUACAGUGUAAUUAUUCCAGGAAAUCUAACUGUAAACAGCCGCUUCUUAAAACUUAGUUCAAAUGACUAUGACUAUGAAGGAAAUGGAAGAGUUUUAUACAAAAUUUCAAGUGGCAAUGUUGGACAUACAUUUGGUGUGUUUCCCAGUGGCUGGAUCUACUUGAGAACAUUGUCUUUAAGUGACCAAAUUGAUUAUUUUUUACUUAACGUAUCUGCAUUUGACCAAGGAAAUCCCAAAAAAUCAAGUUCUGCACAAGUUUCAAUUUUUGUUCAGCAACAGGGAGCAAAAAGGAGCAUAUUUAAAGAGCCUGUUGUGUAUUCAGUUUUGAAGGAAAACAGCCCACCAAACAUUUCUGUUGCAAAUAUGAGUGAUAACCUUGUAUCUGGAAACAGCAUGAUAUCUUUCAAAUUUGGAAGUUUACUACCAUUUUUAUCUAUCAACAAAAGAGAUGGUGUUAUAAAGGCAAAUCAAAGUUUGGACAGAGAGCAGAUAUUCUUAAGUUAUGGCCAUGAAAAUUUAACUGUCUUAGUACUUGCAGAGCAACAGAGUGGCAAUGUAGUUAAUAAAGAAAGCUGUAUUCUGAUGAUCACACUUCAAGAUGAAAAUGACAAUGGGCCUGUAUUUGAAAAACAAGUUUAUAGUGCAACUGUUAUAGAAACAACUGCCCCUGGAACUUCUAUUUUGAAAUUUCAUGUUGUUGAUAGAGAUGGCAAUGAAAAUUCUGCGACCAUUUAUGAAAUGUGGCCUAGCCAAACAUUGUUUACUAUAGACAGAGGUACUAGUACAAUUCUUUUGAAAUCAGGACCAAUCACUCCUCAACUGGAUUAUGAAAGAAAGGAUAAAUAUAACUUCACAUUAAUUGCAAAAGAUGGAAAAAAUACUUCUUUAUCUUCGACAUGCCAAGUUCAUAUCUACGUUUCUGAUGCAAAUGACAAUAAGCCUGUUUUCAAUGGUGCAGUGACGUCAUUGUUUGUGAGUGAAAGUACUGUUGUUGGAACAACAAUUUCCACUUUUAAUGCCACUGACAAAGAUUCAGGGGAGAAUGGCUUUGUAGUGUAUUAUUUGACGUCAAGUUCUGUCAAGGGAACAUUUGCAAUUAACCCUUACACUGGAGAACUGUACACUAUUGGCGAACUUGAUUAUGAGACAAAGCAAAUGUACUUUGUUGUAAUAACUGCCAGUGAUCGUGGAACGCCAUCUUUGCACCAAAAUAUAAGUGUGAGAAUUGAUGUGACAGACUCGAAUGAUCACUACCCGCAAUUCAACCCCGAGCCGUCGAUUAUUAUUGUUCCAGAGGAUGCAGCGUUGUCUUCAGUGAUUGGUCAGUGCUCUGCUUCAGACUUGGACUCUGGCAGCAACAAGGUUAUUCGAUACACUGCAAUUGAGCAAGGUCCUGUGCAAAACGCCUUUAAAGUUGAUCCAGUGAAUUGUCAGAUUUCUUCUCAAAUUCAGUUUGAUAGAGAGAAACUUGAUUCUUAUUUUUUAAUAAUUCAAGCAGCGAACAAUGCUUCAGACGCAACAAAGCGACUUACAAGUACAAAGAAUGUUACCAUCAGCAUUGCAGAUGUCAACGAUAAUACACCGGUCUUCCUGCCGCCAUUUGGUGCAGGAUUCACACGUACCACAUCAACAGGUUGGGAAGUCAUGACAGUUGCUGCUUACGAUCUAGAUGAAAGUGUCAAUGGAACAGUGAGGUAUUCAAUAAAUCGUAAGUUUGAUCAUGCUUGUUUUUCUGUUAACGCAUUGACUGGAAAGUUGACAGUAAUAGCACCACUUUCAUCUACCAAGAACGUGUUCCAAAUUGAAGUCAUGGCAAGUGAUCAAAGUUUACAAAACAGGAAAUCUUCUAAUGCUCUAUUUUAUUUAUUCGUUUUCGGCUCACCAUCAAACGCUCCAACUUGCAGCAAGGGACGUGUUAAUUUAGCUGAGAAUGUUGUGCAUGGUACAAAUGUUUUCAGUCUCAAUGCAGUUUCGAGGCAAAGCAAUUCACAGAUGCUAUAUAUCAUAAAAUCUGGAAACACUGACAACGCCUUCUUUCUUAAUUCUUCAACCGGUCUGAUUACAAGCAGGAAAAUGAUCGAUUUUGAGCUUGGACCAAGGCAGUAUAAUUUAGUUGUUUAUGCUAUUGAAAAGUCAAGUUCGGUACCAAUGACUGUAGAAUGUGAAGUUCAAAUUGAUAUUCAAGAUGUAAACGACAAUGCACCUGUAUUUACUGAUGCUCCAAAAGAAAUAACUGUUAAAGAAAGCCAAAGUGUGGGAUCAGAACUGUAUGUGUUUAAAACUAUUGAUAUCGAUUCUGGAGACUUCCGUGUUGUCAAAUACUCAAUAAUCGAUGGGAAUAGUGCUUCAGUGUUCUCGCUUGGUGCAUCUUCAGGAAGACUUACGCUCAGCAGGCAAUUAGACCGUGAAACGACGGAGUUUUACAACUUGUUGGUGCAAGCAAGUAAUGAAGGGAGUCGUAAAACAGUUACGCGGGUGAGAAUAAAAGUUGCUGAUAUAAACGAUAAUACGCCAAGUUUUGGUACAAGCUAUUAUAUUUUCACCAUAAAAGAAAAUAGUCCACAUGGUACUCUUGUGGGGCAGGUGACUGCUGUUGACAGCGAUUCCGGUCGCAAUGGAGAAGUUUACUAUGAAAUAUUGAACAAAAGCCCAGAUACAUUCGUCAUUGAUCACUCAAGUGGAAAAAUUUGGCUAACUGGAAACGUUGAUUAUGAGUCCAUUCAAACGUUUAUCCUAGAUGUGAAAGCAACGGAUUACGGAACACCAAAGCUCUCGAAAACUGUGCCUGUUUUUGUUAAUAUAGCCGAUGUUAAUGACAAUUGCCCAAUAUUUUUAAAGAAGGAUUACAUAGUUUCUGUAGAAGAAAACUUGCAGGCAGGUGUGUUAGCAGUCGGUGUUCACGCCACAGAUAAAGACAGUGGUUUAAAUGGCGUCGUUACAUAUCAGAUCACUCACGGUAAUGAUUUUGACAGUUUUGGAAUUGAUAGCAAAGGAGAAAUACGAACAAGAAGAGCUCUUGACCGCGAAGAAAAAGCUGUUUUCAUUUUACUGGUAAAAGCAGUUGACUCUGGACUAAAGAGCGAAAGAAAAUGCAUGUCAUACGCAAGAGUCACUGUUCAUGUUUUGGAUGUAAACGAUAACCCACCUGUCUUAAUAAAUUCGAACUUGGUUAGCAUUCCUGAAAGCUCUACAGUUGGGUCUAUAGUUUACACAUUUGAUGGAUUUGAUAAAGAUAAUGGUAUAAAUGCAACAGUCAGGUAUGCUGUUAUUGAAUCAAAUGAUGCCGGCCACACUUUCGAACUUAUGGAAAAUGGAAGCCUGUUGCUUUUGUCUCGACUUGAUUUUGAGGCUAGAAAAGAAUACAAAAUGCGAAUUCGUUUGUCAGACAGUGGAAAUCCAGUGAUGGUGUCAGUUGCUAAUGUUACUGUAGCGGUUACUGAUGUUAAUGACAAUAACCCAGUUAUUCUGCAUCAUGCUUUGUCAAUAUCAGUUUUGGAAAACACUAUGAUUGGCAGUACUUUGAUUGAAUUAACGUCACGUGAUUUGGAUUCUGGUGAAAAUGCGCGCCUGGCUUAUAGUAUUCUAACUGGAAAUCUCAAUGAUACGUUCAGCAUUGAGCCAGAGUCAGGUAUUUUGUAUUUGGAAAAAUCGCUUGAUCAUGAAGUUAACACGCGUUAUUCUUUGGAAAUCGAAGUUAAAGACCACGGUGUACCACAAAGACGAGGCCUAACAACAUUGAGUAUUGUAAUCGGAGAUGUUAAUGAUGUGCCACCCAGUUUUAUUUCAACGAGUUACAACAUUAGCGUGAUGGAGAACACUCUAAUCCCUAAUGUUUUGGUCCUUCAAGCGAAUGAUAAGGAUUCUGGCAAGAAUGGUGAAAUAAUUUAUAGCAUAGAGAGAUCAAAGGUAUCUAAGUUCUUUUCCAUUGAUCCAAACAAUGGGAGUCUUUCCAUAGUCAAUGCAUUGGACAGAGAAUCUUUCAGUCUGGCUAAGCUAACAGUACUGGCAAGAGAUAACGGUUUUCCGUCGCUUACUGGAAGGACAACAGUUUUUGCCAAUGUUCUUGAUGAUAAUGAUAAUUAUCCUGUGAUUCAACCAGAUAAUUCCACCAAGCAUGUACGAGAAAACCUAAAUGGAAAUGUUGAGGUACAAAGAUUGAAGGUAACUGAUCUUGAUAAUGGAGUCAACUCUACUGUAGACAUCAGUCUUGUGAGUGAUUUUGGACGUUUUCAAAUAAAAAGGAUUGGUAAUGAGUAUGUUGUAUCCACAACAAGAGGACUAGAAAGAGAAGAUCCACUUUCAUCUACAAAUACAGAAUAUUAUCGUUUGGAAAUUAAAGCUGCAGACAAAGGCAAUCCAAAACGAACUUCAUCUGCUGUCAUUCGUGUGUUUGUUGACGAUGAUAAUGACUCUCCUCCUGUUUUCAGCAAGAAAAGAUACGAAGUAAAAACCCAGUUCAAUUCACCUGUAGGAACUUUCGUCACUCAGUUACAGGCUACCGACAGAGAUACAAUCUCAAACUCAAGAAUGGAAUAUUCUAUUGUAUCUGGGUCUUCACACUAUGUUAGUGUAGAAGCUCUUACUGGCGUUAUUGUAACAAGAACAAGAAUCCCCAUAGGCACGACGUUUGAGAUCCAAGUUGAGGUAAGAGAUCCAACAAAGGCUUCUUUCAAAGACACAACAACUGUUGCCAUAACUGCAGCUACUGGCUAUCCAAAGUUUACUCAUGGUGGCCUGUAUGAUUCGAUAUCAGAAAAUGCUGUCAUUGGUACAACCUUGAAAAUAGUUAAUGCUACAAGUGAUGAUGUGGGACCUGCUGGAAAGAUUUAUUAUUACAUUCAUUCUGGCAAUGAUGGAGCAGCAUUUUCUAUAGGUCAUAUCUCUGGAAACGUGAGUGUGAACAGGGAAUUGGAUUAUGAAACUAAGAACAUUUACUCGUUGUGGAUUGAAGCUCGAGACAGUAAAAACCCUCCGUUGUCAGCUUUUGUUAAGUUGGUUAUAACAGUCAGAAAUGAGAAUGACUCAGCUCCUAUCGUCACAAGUCCUACAGCGCCAAUUUUGUUCAUAGAGAACCAAGGCAGCAAUGCAUUGGUUACACGUGUUAUUGCUUCUGACAUAGACAAUCCAUCAAUGACCUCUAGAUUGCGUUUUGAACUAGGAGCAAGUGCAAGUACCUUACCAUUUGUUAUUGACAGUAUCAAUGGAGAAGUCAGGGCAACAAGAACUUUGGACAGAGAAGAAAAGAAACAGUAUACACUACCUGUUAUUGCGUAUCCUGUUGGACAGCGAUCUCUAUCAACAGCAACUAAUGUUAUCAUAGAUAUUGGGGACUUGAAUGACAACCAACCCGAAAUACACAGUCCAAAAAACAUCAAUGUAUCUGAGACACUCCCUGUCAAUAGUGAAGUGAUGACGUUGAACGUGACUGAUUCUGAUGAGGGAGCAAAUGGACAAGUGACGUUUCAUCUCAUUUCAAGCGUUUUCAGCAUCACUCUCAACACUGGUCGCAUAACACUAAUCAAAGCCCUAGACAGGGAGACCCAAUCGUCAUAUAUGUUGUCAAUUUCAGUUAGAGACCCAACCUACCAGAAAAUAUUCAACUUGAAAGUAACUGUUACUGAUAUCAACGAUUCCCCGCCGUACUUUUCACCACCGAUAAUUUUCAAAGAUGUUCUUGAAAGCACGAGAGUUGGACAGGUAUUUGGAACAGUCUCUGCCCAGGAUAAUGACUACGGCAUCAACACUUUGUCUUUUUAUCAUAUUGAGCCACGAUCUGGGCGUGGCUAUAUUGCUAUCGAUCCGUACACUGGCUCGUUGAGCCUCAAACGACAGGUGAAUUAUACAAAGAUUGCAGCUGGUGAAAGCAAUAGCAAAAAUGUCCUCCAGUUUACAGUGAAAGCAAGAAAUACUCAACCACCAUUCCUUGUUGCCAGUGGUACGUUGUUUGUUCGUAUUGUCGAUGCAAACGACCACAUGCCUGUGUUUUCAAGUAGCAAGUAUACAGCAUUCGUGGAGUCAACAUCAAGUAUUAAUCACGUUGUAGCUGAGGUCUCCGCAGUGGAUAAUCUUGAUACAGGUGUCAAUGCUGAAAUAGAGUACUUUAUUGUAGGCGGUAAUGGCUCAAGUCAGUUCAAACUCGAUGGAGCGAAAGUGCGAGUAAAAUCUGUACUGACGUCAUACGUGAAUAAGAUGUUAGAAGUUUUGAUCCAGGCUAAAGAUUUAGGUACACCAAGACAAACAUCAACGGCAACAUUACAUGUUACUGUCACUGAAGAAAAUAAGUACUCGCCUGUAUUUAGUAAGAGCACCUACGAAAAACAGAUUCCUGAAAAUCAGCAGGUUUUCAAAGAGUUACUUACUGUCCUAGCACGGGAUGAGGAUACUGGUGACAACGGAUUACUAAGGUAUACUGUUGCAAGUGGAAACCUUCAUGAGACAUUUGCCAUUAGCUCAAAUAACGGCUCACUGUAUCUUAUCAAACCUUUGGAUUAUGAACAAGUGAGUUCAUAUAAUCUAAGAAUCAAUGCCUUUGACCACGGUAAAGUCAAUAUUCGCAGCUCAAGUGCUGUUGUUCGUGUCAUUGUCACUGAUGUAAAUGACAACUUGCCUGUAUUUUCAUUGAAAAGUUAUGAAGCUAAAGUGAAAGAAAACGUCCCAUCUAACACAUUUGUCAUUCAAGUACUGGCUACUGACAAAGAUUCACCUCCUGGCAACACAGUAACAUACGAUAUUUCAAGUCCAUUAGGUCGUCGCUAUUUUGCUAUUGAUUCAGCAAGUGGCAUUAUUAGAACAAGAACUAGCAUUGACUAUGAGCAGAAUUCCUUUUUUGACAUAAAAGUACUAGCUACAGAUAAUGGUUCGACAAAAUUGUCAUCAAGUGUCAAUGUAAACAUAACUGUUGAAGGAGUAAAUGAGUUCAAUCCACGGUUUACAAAGAAAUCAUACAAUUUUUCGAUUUCUCAGUUUUCUGCAAUCAACAGCAGUGUGGGAACAGUGUUUGCUGUGGAUAAAGACAAUGGUGUUGAUGGUGUUCUUGUUUACCUGCCAAAAUUUUCAUACGAAAAGAGUUUUUUCAGCUUGGAUAUGGCUAGUGGAGUUCUGAAGGUUCGCAGAAAAUUGGAAAUUGGACGGUAUGUGCUGCCAAUUUUUGUUAAAAAUGAUAUUAGACCUGUUUCAUCCCCAAGUGAAAUUGACGAAGCAGUGAUACAUGUAGAUGUCAAGCCGUUAAACAUACCACCCAUGUUUUCAUCUUCACAUUAUACAGUCAAUGUUGUGGAGAGUUCUGUCAUUGGCAAGUCAGUUUUUACCGUUCUUGCUACUGAUACCGAUGCAAAGUCUGGAGGAGCUAUAACCUACGAAAUUACAAAGCAGUCACCCUUUGAAGCAUUUAUUAUCAACAAAAGAACUGGCUUAAUCACUGUUAGCUCUGCAAUCGACCGUGAGCAAGUAGCGAACUUCAUUGUCACAGUUAAGGCUGUAGAUAGCGGAUUGCCGCCUGCAUCAAACACUACCUCAGUGUCAAUCAAAAUACUCGAUGCUAAUGAUAACAAGCCAAGCAUCUCCAACUGCGACGGUAUGGUCCAGGAGAAUGCGACAAUCGGUACAAUUGUUACAGUGGUUGCUGUACGUGACAACGACAUCGAUCCAAACAAAGGACCAUUUGUUUUCAGUAUACAAGGCAGUCAGCCUUUCAGAAUUAAUGCAAAAGGUGAAUUAUCAGUUAGUUCCGCUUUGGACAGAGAAGCUACAGCAGCCUAUAAUUUGUCAAUCGACGUGACGGACAAUGGCUCUCCUCCACAGAAGUCAAGAGCGCACUGUAUCAUUACAGUACUAGAUGUAAGUGACGUCACACCAAAGCCGAGAAAUGCUUCCGUCAUCAUCAAUACCCUUGGCUUGUACCCCUCUGGUGGACUAAUUGGAGAUUUAUCACCGAAAGACCCAGACACCACUGAUAUGUAUGCUUGCUCAUUGGAUCAUGUUGCGUCUUUGUUCCAUUUCGAAACGUCUUCAUGCCAGCUUCAUAUUGCAUCGCACAGAACUGCUGAAAAAAGGCACCUGAACUUCACAGCACAGACACAUGGCAUUACCGUUAAGGACUCAGUGUAUAUUGAUCAUGUGCUUAUUGCAAAUGCUACUGCCAACAAAACCAUGGUAUUAAGACUGCAUGGCAUCUCGAAAACAGUAACAGAGUUUACUAAUGAUAUGGUUCUCCGCCUUAACAGCGCCUUAGAAGUAAUUUCUCCUUCAUCAAAAGUUAUCCGUGUUAUUGGCUACAUGAGACAAACCCCGAAUACGAUUGACAUGCUUGUUAUUCAACAAGAUAGAGCUACGUUUGCUGCAGGAGCAAUUUAUGGUCUUGAAAGCAGAAUACUUGGAAGCAGGUCACAACUUCAACAAGUAACUGGUGCCUCCCAUAUCGAAGUACCGUACAAAGCAUGCACCUCGUCGGGAAUUUGCAAUAAUAAUGGUACGUGCUAUGAAUUGAAGGAAAUUGGAAACAAUCCAGUGACUUGGAACUCUGAAAAGCUUGUAUUUAUUGGUGUGUAUUUCGAGGCCACUUUUGCUUGCCGUUGCAAACCAGGAUUUUACGGGCGUCGUUGUGAAAAAAUGUCAUCUGGUUGUGUCCCAAAUCCAUGCAGAAACGGUGCAGUGUGUUUAGAGACCCGCGUAUCUGGAGUAUUAGCACGUCACUGCGAAUGCAGGAAAGGCUUUACUGGCAGUUUCUGUGAAGAUGACGUCAAUGAAUGUCUGGCAUCACCAUGUCAGAACAGUGGUAAGUGUGUGAACACCAACGGAGGUUACCAGUGCCAAUGCGCAGCACGGUUUACUGGAAAAAACUGCGAGAGUACUAUCGAUUUUUGCAAACCAAACCCGUGUUUGUUCGGUGGAAUAUGCAGUUUGACUGAUGUUUCCUUUAAAUGCACAUGUAAGUUCGGGAGUUUGGGAAGAUUCUGUGAAAUCAACCCAAUGACUUUUUCAGCUUUAUCGUACCUAUCUACAAAUCAAGGCGUUGUCCCACAACAGGCACUCAAUGUCUCUCUUGAUUUUGCAACUUACGACAAGCAUAGUCUCCUGAUGUAUGGAUUUCAUAGAACAGAAGAAGGAGCGAUGUCACCUUUCGUUGCGCUGGAGGUUAUCAACAGCAAACUGCAGUUUUCGUACAAUUUUGGCAGCAGAAUUCGUAGAUUAUUAGCAGAUGCUGUGGCAGUUUCCGAUGGUGAAUGGCAUUCAGUUUCAGUCUUUCUUUCCAGCCAGGUCGCAAUGCUCAAAGUGGAUAAAAGUAUCAAGCAAGUUUCUUUGAAUGAGGCUAGCCAGUCACCUGACAUAGGUGGUGCCCCUUUAUACGUGGGAGGUGUUCCAUCGAUCGAUCCAAUACUAAAAAGGCCCAAGCAAGUCUCUACUGAUGACUUCACAGGAUGCAUGAGAAAUGUUUAUAUCAACGCAUACCACCUCGAUCAGGCGACAUCUUUCAAGUCGCAUUACGUCACGAGCGGGUGUUCCAAAGCUGCUAGAUGUACGAGCAGUCCAUGCAAGAAUGGCGAGUGUAUAGAAGGCUGGGGAGGCGCCCAGUGUCAUUGUAAAGCAGGGUACUCUGGCGAUUCUUGCAGCGAAGUUGCCAAACCAUUCACAUUUGGUGGAUCCUCCUUCGUCACAUUUAAAUUGAAAGACAGCUACAGACGUAAGAUGCAGCUAGCUUUGGCAACAGCCUCGACCCGGAAGCGCAGGUCAGUGGCUGAUGGCUCGCCAGCCCCCAAUUCGUUUCUGAUUGAAUUCAGGACUCGCGAAAAGAAUGGAUUACUUAUGUAUGCUGUUGAUGUUACUGGCAACUUCACCGUAUUGCACAUUAAAGACGCAAUCAUACACUACAAGUUCGAGUUGAAAAACGGGGAAUCUGGUGCGCUGGUUAUUAGUAAACCUGAAAUCACUGACGGUAACUGGCACAACAUCUCAUUGAAUGUAAGUGACAGAACAGUGUAUUUAGCUCUUGACGACAAAAGAAUCGUGCAAAGCUCUUUCCAAGUUUUUCCACAUAGAUUCUAUUCUACAUACACAGAUGCUGUGUCGAUCGCAGGAACACAGACUCCCAAGUACAUCAAUGGCAAACUUUUGCCUAAAUUCAAGGGGUGUUUGAAUCGCAUUUCUCUGAAUAACGAAAACUUAGCGUCCGCGUCGUCUGAGAAAUUCAACGUGACAAGAGUCGGGCCGGUAACUAAAAGCUGCUCCGGCCGUGAAGUUUGUAAACCGAAUCCAUGCACGGACCCGGCGAGGUCCUACUGCGUAGAUUUGUGGGAGAAGUAUGAAUGUGUGGAACCAGGCCAAUGCAACAACGCACCUUGUAAAAAUAAUGGCAAGUGCACUCCAAAUAGCGGUGGAUACAUCUGUAACUGCAAUGCGAACUUCACUGGUAAAAACUGCGAAACGCCUUUUGUUUGUUUGACGUCACCAUGUAAGUCAGGAGAAUCGUGUGUCGCUCAUAAAACCAAAGUAUAUGAAUGUGUAGCUGCACCACAACGGACGUCAGGUGGCUUAAGCUCUUCAGAAAUUGUUAUAAUAGUUGUUGUUGUAGUGAUUGGAAUAGCCUUGAUUCUUGUCGUGGUCUACUUCGUACGAAAAAGGCAGCCCUUCAAAACAAAGAAAAGUGACGUUACGGAUUCAGCCAUUGAAAUGAGGCACACAACAAGUGCGAAUUUCAGCAACCAUGGCUUUGAUUCAGAAUCAUAUCUUACGGAUGAAAAGGCGGCGCAAGAAAAGGUUGCUAAGGAGCAAGGUUUUGUAAACAGUGCUUUCAUAAAAGAUUCACGGGCUGAUGACUUGAAUUUGGUUUCAAGAAGAGGUGUCCAGUUUAUAAGCACUUCUCAACCUGCUUUUAUCCAGCCUCGAUCUCAUCGAGAGGCUGAAACAACGCAAGGCUCGAACAGAUCUUUACCAUUAAUGAAGUACCAGGAUGAUAUGCAUAUGGAAAUGAAGCGAAACGAACGAAUUCUCAAAGAUUUACGGGGAUUCAGCAAACCCGAUUCGCUAGCUCCAAGGAUAAACGAGCCUCAAUUUCGAGAAAAUAGACGCAGUAGCGAGAGACUGCAUGACCUCAAAGGAAGCUCGCAAUUUGGCACAGCCACGCCACCAUUCGAAAGCGGGUUCGAAUCGACUGGAAGUGACAUCGAUAGUGAGCAUGAUCAUGCCAGUUUGACUGACAUUGUAGAUGGCUCGUCCCAGCUAGAGCUAUACGAUUUGGAGGUCGCAAGUAUUGGAUUUAGCGAAAUGAGCUGGCAGAAUGACAAUAAUAGUUCUAAUUCGCGCGAUAUAAGGCGGGAUUUUAUUGAUAGACGGCUUGAUCGUCUUAGACAUCUUGUUCCACAGUUUAGUACGCAUGAUCAUGUUUCAACUGUAAGUGACCGGAACACUAGGAGUGAUCGAUUAAGUGAUCGUUUAAGCGAUUUAGUGGAACAAGACUCAUCAUCGGAUUCGGAUGGAUCCUUCACUGGAAGCGAAUAUGAGUACGGAGAUGAGAGAAUCUCAACUAAUAAACUCAACCGCAAGCAUCUAGUCUUCACCAAACAUCCACAGGCCAGUGAUAGCGACGCAGAAAGUAGCUUUAGGCCGCGAAGAAACUCGAUUAGUAGCUCUGUAACAAGUAUGACAGACGUUGGGAGUAUAAGAAACGUGCCUGUUUCGGAGCGAAGGGCUGCUGCUGGCGAUUCUAUACCUUCAAUUAAUUGGGACGAACUGUUAAACUGGGCGAUGAAAUACGAAAAUUUAGCAGACGUGUACAGGGAUAUUGCUGUGCUGAGUGAUAGUGACACGGAUUCAGAAAUUGUCUUGAAGCCUGAAAGGGUUUCAUCCGCAAGAGCUUCAGCCAGACAGUCAAGACAAAACGAACUUGUUCAAAAACCAGUUAAAUUUUACAGUGCACAAGAACUGCAUUCAGAACAAUAUGUUUAGUUUGUUCAGUUACCUUAUUUUUUAGAAAACACGUAGAGUUUAUAAAUUGUUUAAAUCAUCUAAAAGUUUCUGUGACAUUGCUUUAACGUUAAGUCGCCCUCUUUACUCUCCCAUCUUACAUAUGUCACGUUUUUGUGACAAUGAAGGGGGACUCUCCUAGACUUUUCUAAUCAAGAGGUGACACGGUUCGAUUUCAAUAAAUUUCUUCGAAUUUUCAUAUAUCAAAAAUACAUAAAAUAUGAAUGAACUUUGCAAAUGAAAUUUUUGGUAAAGGGAUUGUGCAAAUUAUUUUAUCACAAGUCGUUUUUCAUGAUGCAUUUCCGGUUGUUUGGGACAAAAUAUUUUGGGAGUUUUUAUUCAUGAAAAUCGAUGCUGUACGCAAAAGUAUGUAGAUUUGUUUCACUUCUUCAUUGAUGUUUUCGAAAAAGUAAAUCAGUAAAACUAUUUGCAAACGGAGAUGGGAUGACCUUGUUUAUUCUUAGUUCUAAAAGACAUCUUAGAUGAUGAACUCGUUAAUACUGUUUCUUGUCAGUUUCAAGUCACCUCCGUGGACAAGCUUCUUGCAAAAUUCACAUUUUGGUAUAUUUCUAUAUAUUUUGACUGGAUGGAACUUCGAAGGCCACAGAAACAGCCAAAGUUUAUAAAAUAACCAGAUUAUUUUGCUAUAGAGAAAGUCAAGGUACUUUUAACAUGCUUUAGAUUCCCAUUGUUGAUAUUAACCACGAGUCGAAUUUUGUGUCAAGAAAAGUUGUUAGAAAUGUUUUUCAUGGUUAGAUAUUAAGUGUAUUGAUUUUUCAUUCAUACAUUUGUAGUAAGUUUAGUACAAAUUUUAUAGCUUAGAUAUAUAAAUAUUCUUUUUGAUGAAAGAUAGAUUGUUGAUGUAUAUUUUGAUAAGAAGAUCGGAUUGAAAUUAUUGAAUAUAAUGAUUCUUAGAAUGCUGUAAAUUUUGUUAGUCAACUUUGUUUGAGUAUUAAAAUAAAUUUUUCAAAGAGUUGCUUUAUUUCAA
Molecule: messenger RNA, 16263 nt
Organism: Rhopilema esculentum
Lineage: Eukaryota; Metazoa; Cnidaria; Scyphozoa; Rhizostomeae; Rhizostomatidae
Product: protocadherin Fat 4
Biological process (GO): homophilic cell-cell adhesion
Cellular component (GO): plasma membrane
Molecular function (GO): calcium ion binding
Source: RefSeq, a predicted model, not a curated record